CGUGAACGCAUAAGUGUCCCAGCAUCUGACUCCACCUAGCGGCAAAAUGUCUAGCGUGUGUUGAUAUUGUAUUUGACAAGUGCUGGAGUGUUACAUAUGGCGGCGUAUUGGUAGUCACCGAAAGAUAAAUAUAAAGUUUCAUCGUUAAGCCAAAGGAUUCUGAUUCAUACAGAGAUGUUGCUUUAGUUUUGAAAGAAUCUUCAAAUUAUAAUUGUUCCCUUCAGAACCUUAAAAUUAACAGAAAAUGUCUUCCAAAAACGAAUUAAAGAAACUGUCUGAGGAGAGUUUGACGAGACAGCCAGAAGAAGUUUUUGAUAUAAUAUGCAAAUUGGGAGAAGGAUCAUAUGGCAGUGUUUAUAAAGCCCUGCAUAAAGAGUCAGGGCAAGUUUUGGCGAUCAAACAGGUUCCAGUGGAUACAGACCUGCAAGAAAUUAUAAAAGAAAUCUCUAUUAUGCAGCAAUGUGACUCUCCUUAUGUAGUAAAAUAUUAUGGGUCAUAUUUCAAAAAUACAGAUCUUUGGAUUGUAAUGGAGUAUUGUGGCGCUGGAUCAGUAUCUGACAUCAUGAGGUUAAGAAAAAAAACUUUGUCUGAGGUUGAAAUUGCCACCGUUUUAUUGGACACCCUUCGAGGAUUAGAGUACCUGCAUUUGAGAAGAAAAAUCCAUCGAGACAUUAAAGCUGGAAACAUUCUCUUAAACUCGGAGGGACAUGCCAAAUUGGCCGAUUUUGGAGUAGCGGGCCAAUUAACGGAUACUAUGGCUAAAAGAAAUACGGUCAUCGGUACACCUUUCUGGAUGGCCCCUGAAGUGAUCCAAGAAAUUGGUUACGAUUGCGUGGCCGAUAUUUGGAGUUUAGGUAUCACGGCUUUGGAGAUGGCUGAAGGUAAACCGCCUUAUGGAGAUAUUCAUCCGAUGCGAGCAAUAUUCAUGAUUCCAACUAAGCCCCCACCGUCUUUCCGAGAGCCAGAUCAGUGGUCCCCCGAAUUCAUAGACUUCGUCUCCAGGUGCCUUGUCAAAAAUCCGGACGAACGUGCUACAGCUACCGAACUCCUUCAAAAUGAAUUCAUUGGAAUGGCUCAACCGGCUUCCAUUCUUAGCCAAAUGAUAGCUGAAGCCAAAGAAAUACGAGAGAAUUUGGUGUAUCGGUUGAGCGGAAGAAACUUAGUAGAGUCGGAUGACGACGAACCCGACAGUGGAACUAUGAUCAACGCUUCAGCCAACGACAGGACGCUAGUGCCCUCGCAGGAUUUUUACGACGGAACUAUGAUUGGAAGUAGAACCAGCGAGGGUACGAUGAUCGAACAUUGUACCGGAACUCUAGUACCUCACGGCCGGACAAGUGGCCGAACAAUGACUGAUGACGAUGACCUCGCCGAUAACUUAGGCACAAUGGUCAUUAAUACCGACGAGGAGGAAGAAGACGCUGAUUCGACAAUGAAGAGACACCAAACUUCGGAUGGUCAGGCGAAUAAGAGCAAAUAUCGUCCUUUGUUUCUUGAUCAUUUUGAAAAGAAGGAUGCUGAGAAGCUCUCUGUGGAUGGUGGUCCUCCCGCACCAGUUUCACCGGCUUCUACCGUCGCCCAGCCCAUUCCCAUGACGCCGGAAGAACAAAAACGAUUCGAAAGCAACUUGCAGCGCCAGCUGAAUCAAAUUUCGGCGGGCUCGACGGUUGGCGUGAUAGCACGAACAGUAAUGUCGGCACCCAGUCAAGAACCGGCUCCAGUAGCUGUUAUCCCGCCAUCGAUUCUUGGCGCCAAUGCCCAUCCGGAAAAUCCCGUUAAAAUGCAACGGCCUUUCAUGGACGGAGAUUUCGAAUUCCUCAAGUUCCUGAGCUUCGAAGAACUUCAGCAGAGAAUGUCAAACCUGGACUCGGAGAUGGAGCGCGAGAUUACUGACUUGCGUCGACGCUACCACGCCAAACGCCAGCCGAUUCAGGAUGCCAUCGAUCAGAAAAAGAAGCGCCAACAAAACUUCUGAGUCCCGACGUCUCGUCAUCAUCAUCACCAGGCCAACGACCGUUUCCUAGCUUGUAAUCUUGUAAUGCGCUUUGUCUCGUGACCAAGUAUUCCUCUCACUCUCUGACCGAUUGCAUGCCAACUGCAAAGUCGAAGGAGAGAAAACAAAAACACACAAAAACUUGGCCUAAUUGGGGCCGAGUUCCAAUAGUAACGAGUCAUUGUCGAAUGCCUUUGUGUGUGUGAACGUGUGUACGUCUCUCUCUCUCUCUGUGUGAGUCCUUGUCAUAACGUGCAAUUUUUCUCCUUAUCCCCCACUUCUUUGACGAUCGUGACUUCUUUAAAACGAAAUCGAGGGAUUUUUUCACUUCAAAUUCCUUUACAGGUGCCAUCGGUUGUAUUUUUUUUUCUCUCUUGUGUUGGGUUUAAUUACCUCGGUAAAAAGCCAUUAUUUACAACAGGUCUCAAAAAAACAGAUCUUUUGUGCUGUCUUAAAAAUUUCUUUUUUGUUUGUAUUUUGUUAUGAUUUAGUAGCAAUUGAAAUUACACGUCAAAAUGAUA
Daphnia pulicaria is the source of this 2514-nucleotide messenger RNA. It is a transcript of the gene hpo, whose product is annotated as serine/threonine-protein kinase 3-like. Gene Ontology annotation, biological process: protein phosphorylation; regulation of MAPK cascade; intracellular signal transduction. NCBI's taxonomy places the organism in Eukaryota, Metazoa, Arthropoda, Branchiopoda, Diplostraca, Daphniidae. Bases 245 to 1975 code for a protein of 576 amino acids. The record is from RefSeq and is a predicted model, not a curated record. Gene Ontology annotation, cellular component: cytoplasm. The transcript has 11 exons. Gene Ontology annotation, molecular function: ATP binding; protein serine/threonine kinase activity.